AUGGGAGAAUGGACUAUACUAGAAAGACUUCUAGAAGCCGCUGUGCAACAGCACAGUACUAUGAUAGGAAGGAUCCUGCUGACUGUGGUCGUCAUCUUUAGGAUACUCAUAGUUGCCAUUGUAGGAGAGACCGUUUACGAUGAUGAGCAGACCAUGUUUGUCUGCAACACUCUUCAACCAGGAUGCAAUCAGGCGUGCUAUGACAGGGCUUUUCCUAUCUCUCACAUCAGAUACUGGGUGUUCCAGAUCAUUAUGGUCUGUACUCCAAGCCUAUGUUUCAUCACAUAUUCUGUACACCAGUCUGCAAAGCAGAAGGAAAGAAGAUACUCUACGGUAUUUCUCACUCUGGAUAGAGACCAGGACACUGUGAAAAGGGAGGACAGUAAAAAGAUCAAGAACACCUUAGUCAAUGGUGUCCUACAAAACACAGAAAACUCAACCAAGGAAGCUGAACCAGACUGCUUAGAGAUAAAGGAAAUACCAAACCCCUCAAUAAGAACCACAAAAUCCAAGAUGCGGCGCCAGGAAGGGAUCUCGAGAUUUUACAUAAUUCAAGUGGUUUUUAGAAAUGCUCUGGAAAUUGGCUUUCUUGUUGGACAAUAUUUCCUGUAUGGGUUUAAUGUGCCCUCCCAGUAUGAGUGCGACCGGUAUCCCUGCAUCAAAGAGGUGGAAUGUUAUGUAUCCAGGCCAACAGAGAAGACGGUCUUUCUGGUUUUUAUGUUUGCAGUCAGUGGCCUCUGUGUUGUUCUUAAUUUAGCUGAAUUGAACCACUUGGGUUGGAGAAAGAUCAAGACGGCAGUCCGAGGUGUGCAGGCCAAAAGAAAAUCAAUUUAUGAGAUCAGGAAUAAGGACUUGCCCAGGAUGGGUGUGCCCAAUUUUGGCAGGACUCAGUCUAGUGACUCAGCCUACGUGUGA
Messenger RNA from Bufo bufo (common toad), 915 nucleotides. RefSeq names its product gap junction protein delta 2 (gene GJD2). Gene Ontology annotation, biological process: cell communication. The transcript has 2 exons. Bases 1 to 915 code for a protein of 304 amino acids. NCBI's taxonomy places the organism in Eukaryota, Metazoa, Chordata, Amphibia, Anura, Bufonidae. The record is from RefSeq and is a predicted model, not a curated record. Gene Ontology annotation, cellular component: connexin complex.